AUGGAAUUCAUUCCGCGAUAUCCUCAACCGUUUACUCUGGCGGACGCGCUCCUGUUUGAUCCAAGUAUCAUCUCAGAAGAAAUCGCUCGUCUGCAGAAUUCUUUAACACACCUUAGGCACACCCAAGAUGAUCUGAAGGGACACAUGAAUAACAGCUCGGAUGGUGCUGAAGACAAGGACGUGUCUGAUGCUCUCCGCGAGAAUGAACUCACAAUGUCAUCCCAAGAUGAACGCAUAUUUAUGCUCAAACUCGCGCUCACCCAUCAUGGCAUA
This is a messenger RNA of Coniophora puteana RWD-64-598 SS2, 273 nucleotides long. RefSeq lists its product as uncharacterized. The record is from RefSeq and is a predicted model, not a curated record. Lineage: Eukaryota; Fungi; Basidiomycota; Agaricomycetes; Boletales; Coniophoraceae. The annotation marks the transcript as partial. The transcript is spliced from 3 exons.